UUUUCUUUCUUUUCGAUUUUUCCAUCGUAUACGCCAACAUGGGUUUCGCUACUUUAUGGUACUCGCAUCCUCGUAAAUACGGUCAAGGCUCCCGUUGCUGCCGUGCCUGCUCAAACCGUCACGGUUUGAUCCGCAAAUAUGGACUGAACAUUUGCCGUCAGUGCUUCAGGGAAUACGCCAAUGAUAUUGGCUUCAAGAAGCUGGAUUAAAUGUCCGCUUCAACUUCGGCGUUUCGCACGCCAAUUAAGCAUAUUAAUUUAGGCAGUCGCUGCAAAGAGACUACGUUUAUUAAUAUGCUGGAACAACAACAACAAAGCAACAACAACAUAAUCAUUUGGAGAUUUAAAUAACACAAGAGGCAAACACUUCUGAAACCAACAUACAAGUCAGGAACAUGCUAGGAGUGUGCCACAUUUUAUUCUAUAAAAAUAGUAAGAUAAUGCAACCAGAGCAAUAUCUCGAAUGAGCAUUCACCAAUGCAACCGAGUUGACGAACUCCGUGUUACCAACGCCGCACAACCGUGUUCUCUUAUACACUAGCGUAAAUUCCUAUUGCAGUUGUUACCUUCUAGGAAGGUUAUUUGUUUAAAUCUCCCUCUGAUUAAAUACAUAACAAGUAAUGUAAA
Molecule: messenger RNA, 626 nt
Organism: Drosophila novamexicana
Lineage: Eukaryota; Metazoa; Arthropoda; Insecta; Diptera; Drosophilidae
Gene: RpS29
Product: 40S ribosomal protein S29
Exons: 3
Coding region: 39-209 (56 amino acids)
Biological process (GO): translation
Cellular component (GO): ribosome; cytosolic small ribosomal subunit
Molecular function (GO): zinc ion binding; structural constituent of ribosome
Source: RefSeq, a predicted model, not a curated record